Messenger RNA from Rubroshorea leprosula, 3468 nucleotides. NCBI's taxonomy places the organism in Eukaryota, Viridiplantae, Streptophyta, Magnoliopsida, Malvales, Dipterocarpaceae. The record is from the annotation of a GenBank genome assembly.
AUUUUUCUGCCAUUUUCAUGGAUCUUCAACUUAACAAGGAAGACCUCAAAAAAACAACAGUUCUUGUUCAUGCUCUCUGUUUUCCACAGUCACCACACUGACAUUAUUAAGAAUCCCUCGUAUAUCCCUUUUCAUCUUCAUUUUCUACGUGCAUGAUUUCUUGAACGUGACAAUGUUCAUCUUCCUCAUCGAUUCUUGACAUUUGGUUAAUCGAAAAACUUUCUUCCUUUUUUUUUUGGUGGAUAUCUGGAAUAUCCAUAGAAUGGCGUGGUUUAAAUCAAGCUACAAUGUAGCCAGUCUUGCUGUUAGAAGUAUCCGCAGUCCACCGGGUGUAAUGCACCGGAUGGAAGGUCGAAUUUUUCCCUCAAAGCAUCGGUAUUUUCAUGCCACGGUCUGCAAAUCAAAAGGGCAACCCUCGUCAGUUCCCCAAUCCGUCCCCCUCUCUCGAUUAUCAGACAGCUUUCUCGACGGAACCAGCAGUGUCUACUUGGAAGAGCUUCAAAGAGCUUGGGAAGCAGACCCCACCAGCGUCGAUGAGUCGUGGGACAUUUUCUUCAGGAAUUUCACCGGACAACCACCCACGGCGUCCGGAGUUUCGGGGCAAACGAUGCAAGAGAGUAUGCGUUUGUUGUUGCUUGUCAGGGCUUACCAAGUGAACGGUCACAUGAAGGCAAAUUUGGAUCCCCUGUCUCUGGAACAGAGGGAAAUUCCGGCCGAGCUAGACCCUGCAGUUUAUGGGUUCACGGAAGCUGAUCUUGAUCGGGAAUUCUUCAUCGGAGUAUGGCGCAUGUCGGGGUUUUUAUCCAACAAUCGUCCGGUACAGACUCUCCGAUCGAUCCUGACCCGGCUCGAACAGGCCUACUGCGGCAGCAUUGGGUAUGAGUACAUGCACAUUGACGAUCGGGAGAAAUGCAAUUGGUUAAGGGAAAGAAUCGAAACCCCAACUCAAUUGCAGCACAACACAGAACGCCGGUUAGUGAUUCUUGAUCGAUUAAUUUGGAGUACACAAUUUGAGAAUUUCUUAGCUACAAAGAUGAAAACAGCGAAAAGAUUCGGUCUUGAAGGCGGGGAGACGCUGAUUCCCGGCAUGAAACAAAUGUUCGACCGGGCGGCUGAUCUGGGCGUCGAAAGUAUAAUCGUCGGAAUGCCUCACAGAGGGAGAUUAAACGUUUUGGGGAACGUUUUCCGAAAGCCUCUCCGGAAGAUUUUCAGUGAAUUUGAUAAGAAAUCAAAACCAGUGGAAGAAGUAGGACUUUACACCGGCACCGGAGAUGUUAAGUACCAUUUAGGAACUUCAUAUGAUCGGCCGACUAGAGGUGGGAAGCAUAUUCAUUUGUCUUUGGUUGCGAAUCCGAGUCAUUUGGAAGCUGUAGACCCGGUUGUAAUCGGAAAAACCAGGGCAAAACAAUACUAUUCAAAUGAUGUGGAAAGGACUAGAAACAUGGGUGUGCUCAUUCAUGGGGAUGGUAGCUUUGCUGGGCAAGGUGUGGUGUAUGAAACUCUGCAUCUCAGUGCAUUGCCAAAUUACACCACUGGUGGAACCAUACAUGUUGUGGUUAACAAUCAGGUCGCAUUUACUACUGAUCCAAGGUCUGGGAGAUCUUCACAGUACUGUACUGAUGCAGCAAAGGCCUUGAAUGCUCCGAUUUUCCAUGUCAAUGGGGAUGACAUGGAUGCUGUUGCUCAUGUCUGUGAGCUUGCUGCAGAGUGGCGCCAGACUUUCCACUCGGAUGUUGUGGUUGAUAUAGUGUGUUACCGGAGAUUUGGGCACAAUGAGAUUGAUGAACCUUUCUUCACUCAACCUAAAAUGUAUAAGGUCAUUCAAAAGCAUCCGUCGUCGCUUGAAAUUUACAAGACGAAGCUUCUAGAAUCGGGGGAGGUGACAAGAGAAGACAUUGACAGGAUGCAGAAAAAGGUUGAUGCUAUCCUCAGUGAGGAAUUCUUGAAUAGUAAGUCAUAUGUUCAGAAUAAAAGGGACUGGCUUUCAGCUUAUUGGCAAGGAUUCAAGUCACCUGAGCAGCUUUCGGUGAUUCAGAACACAGGGGUGAAACCGUAUGUACUUAAAGCUGUUGGCAAAGCUAUUACAGUUCUUCCUGACAAUUUCAAGCCUCACAAAUCAGUAAAGAGGGUAUAUGAAGAACGUGCUCGGAUGAUUGAAACAGGAGAAGAUCUAGACUGGGCAAUGGGGGAAGCACUGGCCUUUGCAACAUUGCUAGUGGAAGGUAAUCACGUGAGACUCAGUGGCCAGGAUGUUGAAAGAGGUACUUUCAGUCACCGGCAUGCUAUGGUUCAUGAUCAGGAAACUGGGAAUAAGUACUGUCCUCUAGCCCAUGUCAUGGAGGACCAAAAUGAGGAGAUGUUUACUGUCAGUAACAGUUCUCUUUCAGAGUUUGGUGUUCUUGGAUUUGAACUGGGUUACUCAAUGGAAAACCCGGAUGCUUUAGUACUGUGGGAGGCUCAGUUUGGUGAUUUUUCUAAUGGAGCACAGGUUAUAUUUGAUCAGUUUUUGAGCAGUGGGGAGGCAAAGUGGCUGAGACAAAGCGGGCUUGUGGUGCUGCUUCCUCAUGGUUAUGAUGGACAGGGCCCUGAGCAUUCAAGUGCACGUCUGGAGCGUUUUCUACAGAUGAGUGAUGAUGACCCCUAUGUUAUACCUGAGAUGGAUCCAACUCUUCGGAACCAAAUUCAGAAAUGCAAUUGGCAGGUUGUAAAUGUCACAACCCCUGCAAAUUACUUCCAUGUUUUACGGCGUCAGGUUCACAGGGAUUUCCGGAAGCCUCUGAUUGUAAUGUCUCCAAAGAACCUGCUUCGUUACAAGUUCUGCAAAUCAAACUUGUCUGAAUUUGAUGAUGUCCAAGGCCAUCCAGGUUUUGACAAACAAGGAACCAGAUUCAAACGCCUUAUAAAGGACCAGAAUGACCACUCUGAAGUUGAGAAGGGUAUUAGGCGCCUGAUUCUUUGCUCCGGAAAGAUAUAUUAUGAACUUGAUGAAGAGCGUAAGAGGAUGGAAGUGAAUGACAUUGCAAUAUGCAGGGUAGAACAGCUUUGUCCAUUCCCAUAUGACCUAAUCCAGCGAGAGCUACGACGCUAUCCAAAUGCUGAGGUUGUUUGGUGCCAAGAAGAGCCAGUGAAUAUGGGAGCAUACAGUUACAUUGCACCGCGACUUUGCACAACCCUGAAAGCACUAGGCAGAGGAUCUAUGGAGGACAUUAAAUAUGUUGGUAGAGUUCCAUCUGCUGCCACAGCCACUGGUUUCCUCCAGGUUCACCAAAAUGAACAGGCUGAGAUUCUCCAGCGAGCAAUGCAGCCUGAACCAGUGAAAUAUCCUUACUAAAACUGUUCCAAGACAAUCCUAUCUUGAUUUUCCCAACUCCUGUUCUUUUUCCAUUUUAUUUUCAACCAGAGCCAUGAACAUCAACAAUUUUUCCUUAGAGAAAGCAAUCUCUUAGUGAGUAAAAUAAUUGAAUUCAG